AUUGUAUUCUCCAUUACUUUUUUUAACGACCAUCGCCAUGCUUCUAUCAAUCAAUCCUGCUGCCAAGCGCAUUGCCACGUCUGCUAUUGGAUCUGUCCGUACCCUUCUUAAUAAGGCCUCUAUUAUCGGGUAUGUUGGACAAGAUGCAGAGCUUAAUACUCCUAUUGAAAACCGCUCAGUUGUCCAUUUCUCAGUUGCUACUUCUGAAGUUCGUAAGGGUGCGGAUGGUAACUCUGUCCAGACGACUCAUUGGCAUAGAAUUGUGUCAUGGGAUCAAAAAAGGAAUCCAUAUUUGGCAGAUCGCGUCAAGAAGGGUGACAUGGUCUACGUAGAAGGGCCUAUCCAUUACCGUUCCUAUACUGCCAAGGACGGUAGCGAGAAACAGUUGACAGAAAUUGCCUUGAAAUCUUUCCGAGUACUUGCUCGCAAAGAUAACUCCAAGGAACAAUAAGCUUUACAUUGAUAUACUAUCAGGAAAGAACACUUUCAGACAGCAGUAGGACGAUUUCGUUAAUGAUAGACCUCCCUCGAUGGCGUUUCUUGAUCAUGUAGAAAAACUUUGGAAGAACACAGUGUACACACGUACAGAAUAGUCAAUAAUGCAA
Messenger RNA from Lobosporangium transversale, 605 nucleotides. RefSeq lists its product as hypothetical. Lineage: Eukaryota; Fungi; Mortierellomycota; Mortierellomycetes; Mortierellales; Mortierellaceae. The transcript has 5 exons. Gene Ontology annotation, molecular function: single-stranded DNA binding. The record is from RefSeq and is a predicted model, not a curated record. Gene Ontology annotation, biological process: mitochondrial DNA replication; positive regulation of helicase activity. The coding region runs from base 38 to 451 and encodes 137 amino acids. Gene Ontology annotation, cellular component: mitochondrial nucleoid.